Messenger RNA from Apis florea (little honeybee), 1949 nucleotides. It is a transcript of the gene Hexo1, whose product is annotated as beta-hexosaminidase 1. The record is from RefSeq and is a predicted model, not a curated record. Gene Ontology annotation, biological process: glycosaminoglycan metabolic process; carbohydrate metabolic process; protein deglycosylation. Gene Ontology annotation, cellular component: plasma membrane. NCBI's taxonomy places the organism in Eukaryota, Metazoa, Arthropoda, Insecta, Hymenoptera, Apidae. Gene Ontology annotation, molecular function: beta-N-acetylglucosaminidase activity.
UUUGGUUUACGUCACGGAGCAAAUAAAAUCAUUCGAACGAAAUCGUAUUUAGUCAUUCGAAAGACGAAUCUGUGUUCGGAUAAAACUUACGAUAAAAUUUAUUAAUAUGAUCAUUUUGUUACUUAUUAUUUUCGUUGUUCAAGUCAAAACAAAUGAAAAUGUUGAGAAAUUCUAUAGUUUUCCAUGGCAUUAUAAAUGUGAGAAUGGUUUCUGUAAAAAAGAAUUAAUUACAAAGGAAGUAAUUACACCUACUUCAUUGGAAGUAUGUGAAUUAUUUUGCGAUGCAUCAAGUUCCUUAUGGCCAAAACCAACUGGUCACUUAUCUUUGAGUAAAUAUAUGGUUCAACUUGAUCCUGAUAAAAUUUUCUUAGCAAAUUUACAAAAUGGAACACAAAUUAAAUAUCUACUUGAAAAGAAUAUAUUUUUAUUAAAAAAUAAUGUGAAAAAUAGCGGUAAAUUAGCAAAAAAUGGUGGAGUGAGUAUGCUUAUUCGAUGCAUAGAUUACGAAGAAAUAAACAAUAUUAAAUUGACUUUGAAUACGGACGAAAGUUACAAUUUAACUAUAAUACAAAUAGAUGAAAUGCUAUUGGAAGCAACUAUUACGGCGAAAUCAUAUUUCGGUGCAAGACAUGCUUUAGAAACAUUAAGUCAAAUGAUUGUUUUUGACGAUUUAAGGAAUGAGAUUCAAAUUCCCAAUGAAAUAUCAAUUAUUGAUGGACCUGCAUAUCCUUAUCGUGGUAUAUUAUUAGAUACUAGUAGAAAUUUCAUUGACAAGGCAACGAUAUUACGAACAAUUGAUGGCAUGGCCAUGUCAAAGUUAAAUACUUUACAUUGGCAUAUCACUGAUUCUCACAGUUUUCCUUAUGUUAGCAAAACGUGGCCGAAUUUUUCGAAAUUUGGCUCUUACUCGCCUGAAAAGAUUUAUGAUGAAAAUGAUGUGAAAGAAAUCAUUGAAUACGGUCUUAUUCGUGGCAUUAGAAUAUUGCCGGAAUUUGAUGCUCCUGCUCAUGUAGGAGAAGGUUGGCAAUGGAUCGGAAACGAUACAAUUGUUUGCUUUAAAGCGGAACCAUGGAAAGAUUAUUGCGUUGAACCUCCUUGUGGUCAAUUAAAUCCAGCUAAUGAUAAAGUAUAUGAAAUUCUUGAAGGAAUAUAUAAAGAUAUAAUGUUGGAUUUUCAACCAGAUUUAUUUCAUAUGGGUGGAGAUGAAGUGAAUAUAAAUUGUUGGAGGUCUUCGACUUCUAUUACAAAUUGGAUGCAAACUGUUAAACAUUGGGAUCUAUCGGAAUCAAGUUUCUAUAAACUUUGGCAUUAUUUUCAAGAAAAAGCAAUUGAUAAAUUAAAAAUUGCUAAUAAUGGAAAAGAGAUACCUGUUAUUUUGUGGACUAGUGGCUUAACAAAUGAGGAAAAUAUUAAAUAUUUAGAUCCCUCAAAAUAUAUAAUUCAAGUUUGGACAACCAAAAAUGAUCCUGUUAUUGGUAGAUUAUUGCGAAAUAAUUUUAAAGUAAUUAUUUCUAAUUAUGACGCUCUCUAUUUAGAUUGUGGUUUUUCAGCUUGGGUAGGUGAAGGUAAUAAUUGGUGUUCUCCUUAUAAAGGAUGGCAAAUUAUUUACGAAAAUUCUCCUUUAAAAAUAAUAAAAUUGCAACAUUUGGAAAAUAAAAAAAAUUUAAUAUUAGGAAGUGAAGCAGCUCUUUGGUCAGAACAAGUUGAUAGUGCAUCAGUCGAUGCGAAAAUUUGGCCUAGAUCCGCGGCACUUGCCGAGAGAUUGUGGUCUGAACCAAAUUCAGGUUGGAUUCAUGCGGAACAUAGAAUGCUUAGGCAUAGAGAACGAUUUGUAAAAAGGGGAAUCAGUGCAGAAAGUUUACAACCUGAAUGGUGUUUACAGAAUCAAGGCCAUUGUUAUGCAUAAUUUAUCUUUAGAAAAGCAAUGAAUAAAUAACAAUGAUUAUUUC